Drosophila busckii is the source of this 580-nucleotide messenger RNA. Its product is annotated as succinate dehydrogenase assembly factor 2-B, mitochondrial. The record is from RefSeq and is a predicted model, not a curated record. Bases 62 to 496 code for a protein of 144 amino acids. Gene Ontology annotation, cellular component: mitochondrion. NCBI's taxonomy places the organism in Eukaryota, Metazoa, Arthropoda, Insecta, Diptera, Drosophilidae. Gene Ontology annotation, biological process: tricarboxylic acid cycle; mitochondrial respiratory chain complex II assembly; protein-FAD linkage. The transcript has 3 exons.
GAGUGUAAUGGAUGAUACGUGCUAAUGCAGUAUUUAUUAUAUAUUGUUCAUCCCAAUUAGAAUGCUGCGUCAAUUUUAUUGUUCCACAGUUGCGCGUCGUGUGCUGCUGCGAUACAGCAGCUCCAAGACCCCUGAAUCCAUUGUGGACUAUGAAGAUCCCACACACCUGCCGGUGCCAGAGUAUCCAGUGCGUCCAAAUGAGCCUCUAGAAACGCGUAAGCAACGCUUGCUGUAUCAGUCACGCAAGCGCGGCAUGUUGGAGAACGAUUUGGUGUUGAGCACCUUCGUGUCCAAGUAUCUGAAGGAUUUCAAUGCGGAGCAAACAGCGCUCUACGAUCAACUCAUAAAUGGCGUGAGCAACGAUUGGGAUAUAUACUACUGGGCAACAGAGAAUAAACCCACACCACCAGAGUAUGACAAUGAAAUAAUGCAAAUGCUUAAGCAGCAUGUCAAGAAUACAGAGCGGGAGGUGCGCAUAAGGCAGCCCGACUUAUAAAUCUGGCGCAUUGCUAUGUAUUUUAGAUUUAAUUGUUGUGUUGUUAAUAGCUCAUAAUAAAAAGCUACAUAUUGUAGUUUCGCA